GCAAAAUUUAAAACAAUAAUGGAGUGUUUAGUGGCGAAUGUAGAUAAUAUGCGAUUUGAUAUUGAAGUUGCUCUCGACGAGCAGUAUGGAGCACUUCCUUUACCUUUUACUGGAAUGGACAAAUCUACUGCUGCAGUAUGUCAAUUUUAUCCAAGAGGUACAUGCGUUAAAGGAGCCUCUUGUCCAUUUAGACAUGUUAGGGGAGAUCGUACAAUUGUAUGUAAACAUUGGUUAAGAGGGCUUUGUAAAAAAGGUGAUCAGUGUGAAUUUUUACACGAGUAUGAUAUGACAAAAAUGCCAGAAUGUUAUUUUUAUUCCCGAUUUAAUGCUUGUCAUAACAAGGAAUGCCCAUUCCUACACAUUGACCCAGAAACUAAAGUCAGAGAUUGUCCUUGGUAUGAUCGUGGAUUUUGUCGACAUGGACCAUUGUGUAGACAUCGACAUGUUCGUCGUGUUUUAUGUAUGGCAUAUCUAGCUGGAUUUUGUCCUGAAGGUCCAAAUUGUAAAUUUAUGCAUCCAAGAUUUGAGUUACCAGCAGUACAAGAUAUGCAACCUAAAGAAGGGAAGAAAGUAAUGAUCACCUGUCAUUUUUGUGGAGAAGGUGGUCACAAAGCAAUUUAUUGUAAUAAAAUGCCACCUGAUGUACGUGAAGCUCAAGUUAGACAAGAAAUAGAAGGUAAUUCCCAUGCUACACAUCACAUGAAUAUGCAUAAUGGGCCUCCACCAAGAGGACCACAAAAGCCACUUGAAGAAGUGACUUGUUACAAAUGUGGAACUAAAGGUCAUUAUGCUAAUAAAUGUCCAAAGGGUCAUUUAGCAUUCCUGAGUCAUGCUGGAGGUAGUGGAAGUGGUACUCAAAAUCAAAAUUACCGCAGAUGA
Eufriesea mexicana is the source of this 879-nucleotide messenger RNA. It is a transcript of the gene Clp, whose product is annotated as cleavage and polyadenylation specificity factor subunit 4. The record is from RefSeq and is a predicted model, not a curated record. The transcript is spliced from 4 exons. The coding region runs from base 19 to 879 and encodes 286 amino acids. Gene Ontology annotation, molecular function: RNA binding; zinc ion binding. Lineage: Eukaryota; Metazoa; Arthropoda; Insecta; Hymenoptera; Apidae.